Stereum hirsutum FP-91666 SS1 is the source of this 744-nucleotide messenger RNA. RefSeq lists its product as uncharacterized. The transcript has 11 exons. The record is from RefSeq and is a predicted model, not a curated record. The coding region runs from base 1 to 744 and encodes 247 amino acids. Lineage: Eukaryota; Fungi; Basidiomycota; Agaricomycetes; Russulales; Stereaceae.
AUGGACGAUGCAAGUAUCAGAUCGCAACUGGUCACCAACUACACCCUAUCUUCCAUCUACUUCUCGAUCCUCUUCUACGACUACAUCAUCACCUUCAGCUCCGAGGUCCAGCACUUCUGGCUGGCACCUCGAAAUAAAGCCGCCUGGCCCUCGAUACUCUUCUUCCUCACUCGGUACUUGACACUUUUCGGGCAUGUCCUCCUGGCUAUCGAGGUUUUCAUGUUUCCGGUGAAUGAUACGUGGGUGAUUUGUACUGGGGUUUCUGAUGGACCACCGGAGUUGCUGGGGAUUGACGUUCCGGGCUGUAAUCCUCUACAUCCAGCAGCACAGAGCCGUCGAUUGGCCCUGCCGUGGGCACUCCUCUUGGUAUUCGACUUUGCUAUAUUUGCGUUGACGGCUUUUAAAGCGUUUGAGAAUGGAUUGCAUUAUCCUAAGGCUUUGAUGCGGGUGCUUUUGCGAGAUGGCGCUUUGUACUUUAUAGUUCUUUUCUGUGCGAAUCUGUCGAAUGUAUUGAUGUAUCUGUAUGCUUCGCCGCUCCUCAAGGACACGAACACCGUUCUGAGUAACGUGCUCUCCACGACCCUCAUCUGCCGCCUCAUGAUCAACCUGCGAGAGGAAAAUGCGGAGCGAACGGACAGCUCGCAUUUGGGAGGACCGAAUCGCAUCGAGGCGGUAUCGUUGCCGGCCAUUGAGUUUCGCGCUUCGGAGAGUAAACACGAUGUGAAUUUGGAGGACUUGUUCUGA